UUUAAUGUGCAAGGCAAAAAGGGCUCUAUCCACUAAACAAGAUAGUUCAGCUCUUAGGGGAGACAGUCUUGUAACUUGCAGGCAAAAUUCAAAAAUGAGUAGCUCUUCACUCACAGCUUCUUUACAUACCAGCACUUUGCGGUCUCCUUUCGUCGGGAAUUUGAAUGGGUUUCGUGUAUCAAGUGUUGCUGUUCGUCGUGUUGGUUUUGUGAGGAAGAUGAUCGAAUGUAAAGAAUCAAGAAUCGGUAAGCAACCAAUAUCAGUACCUUCCAAUGUGACACUCACAAUGGAAGGCCAAGAUUUGAAAGUUAAGGGACCUCUGGGGGAGAUGGCCAUAACUUAUCCACGAGAAGUGAAGCUUGAGAAGGAUGAUGGAGGUAUUCUAAGGGUCAGAAAAGCCGUGGAGACGAGACGCGCAAAUCAGAUGCAUGGUUUAUUCAGGACUCUAACUGAUAACAUGGUAGUCGGCGUCUCUAAAGGAUUCGAGAAGAAACUUCAAUUGGUAGGCGUUGGAUAUCGUGCAACCAUCGAAGGGAAAGACAUAGUUCUCAAUCUCGGAUUUUCUCAUCCCGUUAGGAUGGAAAUUCCUGCUGGACUGCAAGUUAAGGUUGAAGAAAACACCAGAAUCACUGUAAGUGGUUACGAUAAGUCAGAGAUCGGUCAAUUUGCAGCUUCAAUUAGAAAAUGGAGACCUCCAGAGCCAUACAAAGGUAAAGGAGUGAAAUAUGCUGAUGAAAUAGUUAGAAGGAAAGAAGGUAAAGCAGGCAAGAAGAAGUAAUUCAUGGUACAUUUUGUCAUUUGUUUUAUUGUAUUUUUCUUAGAGCUAUUUUGAAGUUAGGUUCAUUUUGCAAGUAACUUGACAAAUUGUUAAUCUUGUGUAUCCCUUUAAAUAUAAGAGUCACACAAUUUGAAAUUGUAUGUAAUCUUCAUAUGAAGGUGGUUUCCCUUA
Messenger RNA from Solanum tuberosum (potato), 949 nucleotides. RefSeq names its product 50S ribosomal protein L6, chloroplastic. Gene Ontology annotation, biological process: translation. Bases 5 to 778 code for a protein of 257 amino acids. The record is from RefSeq and is a predicted model, not a curated record. Lineage: Eukaryota; Viridiplantae; Streptophyta; Magnoliopsida; Solanales; Solanaceae. The transcript is spliced from 3 exons. Gene Ontology annotation, cellular component: ribosome. Gene Ontology annotation, molecular function: rRNA binding; structural constituent of ribosome.